Molecule: messenger RNA, 1734 nt
Organism: Fraxinus pennsylvanica
Lineage: Eukaryota; Viridiplantae; Streptophyta; Magnoliopsida; Lamiales; Oleaceae
Source: the annotation of a GenBank genome assembly
AUGGAAACUUUUAGCCGAGGUAAAAAUGGGUUUUUCUCAUCUGGGUAUUUAGUAAUUCCAACAAAUAUUGCGACUUCGAGUGGAGUGAGGAGUUUCAGUAGCGAACCAGUGAGCAGAGAAUCGAUGAACUACGAUGUUGUGAUUGUUGGGGCUGGCCCCGCGGGAUUGUCGGCAGCUAUAAGAUUGAAACAAUUGUGCAAACAAAAGGAUGUUGAUUUAUCGGUGUGUGUUGUGGAGAAGGGAGCUGAAGUUGGUGCUCAUAUUCUAUCCGGGAAUGUUUUUGAAACUCGAGCUUUGAAUGAACUUCUCCCACAGUGGAAACAGGAGGAGGCACCAAUACAUGUCCCUGUUUCUUCUGAUAAGUUUUGGUUACUUUCUGAAACUCGUGCUUUCUCCCUUCCAUGUCCAUUUAAUAAUGAAGGGAACUAUGUCAUAAGUUUGAGUCAGUUAGUGCGCUGGUUAGGACUGAAGGCUGAAGAAUUAGGAGUUGAGAUAUACCCAGGCUUUGCUGCUAGUGAGAUUUUGUACGACACGAGCGACAAGGUUAUUGGUAUUGCAACCAAUGAUAUGGGAGUGGCCAAAGAUGGAUCUAGAAAAGACAACUUUCAGCCUGGUGUGGAAUUGAAGGGACAUAUAACUCUUCUUGCAGAAGGAUGUCGAGGAUCUUUGUCAGAGAAAGUAAUCAAAAAAUACGAUUUGCGAAAGAAAGGGCACGGACAACAUCAGACUUAUGCUUUAGGAAUCAAAGAGGUUUGGGAAAUUAGUGCAGACAAGCAUGAACCUGGCUCUGUACUUCAUACAAUAGGCUGGCCAUUGGACCACAAGACCUAUGGGGGGUCUUUCUUGUAUCACAUGAAAGAUAGACAGGUGGCUCUUGGUUUUGUGGUUGCAUUGAAUUAUCACAAUCCAUUCUUUAAUCCUUAUGAAGAAUUUCAGAAAUUUAAGCAUCAUCCUUCCAUCAGACCUCUUCUUCAAGGGGGAACGGUACUUCAAUAUGGUGCUCGUACUCUAAAUGAAGGCGGUUAUCAGUCCAUUCCAUAUCCAGUUUUUCCGGGUGGAGCAAUUAUAGGGUGUUCUGCUGGCUUCCUGAAUGUACCAAAAAUAAAAGGAUCACAUACUGCGAUGAAAUCAGGCAUGCUAGCUGCAGAAUCUGCAUUCAACACGCUCCAAGAAGGUUCCCCACUAGAAUUCUUCUGGGACAAUUUAAGAACUUCAUGGAUAUGGAAGGAACUUUACAGUGCAAGAAACUAUCGUCCAGCAUUUGAGUAUGGUCUCUUUCCUGGUUUGGCUCUAAGUGCACUAGAACACUACAUCAUGAAAGGAAAAUCCCCAUGGACGCUGAAGCAUGGGAAACCUGAUCAUGAGUCAAUUGAGGAAGCACAACGAUGCACGCCAAUUCACUAUCCAAAGCCCGAUGGGAUUGUAUCUUUUGAUAUUCCAACCUCUUUGUACCGGAGCAAUACAAAUCAUGAUCACGACCAACUGGCUCAUCUUCACUUGAAGGAUCCUAAAAUUCCAGAACUUGUUAACUUACCUGUCUAUGCUGGCCCUGAAUCAAGAUAUUGUCCGGCCCGUGUUUACGAGUACAUACCAGAUGAAAGUGGUCAGUUAAAGCUGCAGAUCAAUGCUCAAAAUUGCCUGCAUUGCAAGGCUUGUGAUAUUAAAGACCCAAAACAGAAUAUCGAAUGGACAGUGCCGGAAGGUGGAGGUGGCCCAGGCUACACAAUCAUGUAG